CUUUCCCACCUAGCAUACACAAAUCCUUAACAUGUCAUCUGAUAACAGAAAGGUCUUGGUGGUUUUUGGAGCCACCGGAGCCCAAGGUGGCUCAGUCUUGAGAGCCAUUCUCAGCGACCCUGAUACCUCUCGGCAGUUCAAGGUGAGAGCUAUCACCAGGGACCCUUCCAAGCCAGCUGCGUUGGCCCUCGCUCAACAGGGUGCAGAGGUUGUCAAGGCAAGCCUCAACGAAAAGGAAGAAGUCUAUGCCGCACUUCAGGGCGCCUAUGCGGUCUACCUAGUCACCAACAUGGAAGGCUUUGAUUUUGCUGCAGAGACAAGGCAGGGGAAGCUUGUGGCUGAUGUUGCAAAGGAGCUGGACAUUAAGCACCUGAUCUGGUCAAGUCUGCCGCAUAUUUCGCAGAUUACCGACAGUAAACUCACCGGCGCAGUUCACUGGGAUGGCAAAGCCGUUGUUAACGACCACAUUCGGUCUCUAGCGAUCCCUCACACAAUCAUCAACAUUGGAGCUUAUGCGCCCUUCAUUAUAGACUUCUUCCUCGCUCCUCUAUCCACUGAACCCCCAACUUUCAGCCUGUGCUUGCCGGAGCCUGCCAACAUCAACACCGUGCUGCCUGUGGUUGACGCAGCAGCCGAUGUCGGCAAGUUCGUGAAGGGUAUUCUGCUUCGCCCGAAAGAGACAAUUGGCAAACAGUUGGAUGUCGCGGAAAGAUACUACACCGUCAGAGAGAUAGUGGAGACCUUGAACAACCUGGGCAGGUCUGUAGUCUUCCAGACCCUGCCCAAGGAGACGUUCAAGGCUGCACUUGCCUCAAGGGGACUACCUGAGUUCUUUCAGGAAGACCUGUGCCAGGUCUUCCAGUACAUUGAGGAGUAUGGCUACUUCCAUAACAACACACUUGAGGAGGCUCGCGAGAUUGCAAGCGAACCACUGAUCUCGUUGGAGGAAGCAUUUAGACGCCAUCUCGAGCCUGUCAAGUUGGGAGUCAAAUAAACAGCUUGGGAGUCUUGCAUUGGAGUGUAAAAAUGCUCAGUACCGUGAAUGGGUGAGUACAGUAUUGACUGGAUGGUAUUUGUGGAAUUCAUUUGU
Molecule: messenger RNA, 1090 nt
Organism: Aspergillus aculeatinus CBS 121060
Lineage: Eukaryota; Fungi; Ascomycota; Eurotiomycetes; Eurotiales; Aspergillaceae
Product: NmrA/HSCARG family protein
Exons: 5
Coding region: 32-994 (320 amino acids)
Source: RefSeq, a predicted model, not a curated record